AUGUCGUCAGAAGCCGGUGAAGAGGGUUUGGACCUGUUCCAAGAGCCUGCUGAUUUCUAUGAACCAGAAAAGCAGGCAACCUUCGCGACUCAUCAGUUGCUUUCCGGCAAAGGGCUCACUGUUCGAUUGGUCGGUCAUAAUCCUUUGUGGGGACAUUUUCUAUGGAACGCGGGGCGAACCAUAUCCGACUACCUGGAAGAGCAUGCAGACAAACUCGUAAAAGAUCGAACGGUACUUGAGCUUGGCGCUGGAGCGGGACUUCCAAGCCUUGUCUGUGCUCUCAACGGUGCCGCUCAAACGGUCGUCACGGACUAUCCUGAUGCCGAGUUGGUCGAGAAUUUACAGUACAAUGUUGACCACUGCGAACUGUUGUCUAAGCCUCCCAAAAUUGUGGCGGAGGGAUAUCUCUGGGGUGCACCUACCGAUGACUUGAUGAAGUAUCUGCCUGAUAGUUCAGGCUUCGAUGUUCUCAUUCUUGCCGACCUUCUUUUCAACCACUCGGAGCAUACCAAACUCAUCAAGACUGUGCAGCUGACUCUCAAGAAGUCACCGGCAUCCCGAGCAUACGUCUUCUUUACACCAUAUCGCCCAUGGUUGUACGAGAAGGACAUGGCUUUCUUCGACCUAGCUAAAGAAUCGGGAUUCACCGUCACUAAGACGUUCGAAAAAGUCAUGGAGAAGGUUAUGUUCGAGGAAGAUCCAGGGGAUGAACUUCUUCGCCGGACUGUCUUCGGCUACGAGCUGACCUGGGAUGCUUAA
Messenger RNA from Alternaria arborescens, 759 nucleotides. RefSeq lists its product as hypothetical. Bases 1 to 759 code for a protein of 252 amino acids. The transcript is spliced from 4 exons. NCBI's taxonomy places the organism in Eukaryota, Fungi, Ascomycota, Dothideomycetes, Pleosporales, Pleosporaceae. The record is from RefSeq and is a predicted model, not a curated record. Gene Ontology annotation, molecular function: protein-lysine N-methyltransferase activity. Gene Ontology annotation, biological process: peptidyl-lysine dimethylation.